CAAUGUACCAGUGUGUGAAGCGACUUGCACUGACUUGCACUACAGACAAGCUAGGAAUUUACUGUCGUCCUGUUUACUGCCUUAAACGCGUAACAUCGAGCGUCUUAAACACAUCACUCUGAGAUAUGGACAUGUUGACAACUACUAGUCCGCUUAAGCCAAGGGACGUGUUUAUUCGACCAUAUAAGGACAGUGAUCACACUCAAUGCCGUGAAAUCUUCACAGAAGGCAUGCAACAGCUUGCGAAUCCUAUCAUGACCUUGGUAUAUCCACGAUACGUCAAGAUAGCUAGCAUAAUUCUCGUGCUUAUCUCUGCUGCAUCUUUCCGCUGGUCGCCUUGGAUCGUGGGCCUGUACCUGAUACUUUGUGUAGUGAUGACUGCUCUUCUUUAUAUUGACAUAUACAUUGAACUUAUGAAGUUUAUUAGUGGCUGUCUUAAUUCAGACCUUCUGGAUAUCUCAGAAACGUAUAAGGACGGUUCCAAGGUGUUUGUAGCUGAGGUUCAAGGUCAGGUUGUCGGCAUGGUUGGAUUGCUGCAAGGACCACACCUAAAACCAGGGGUAGGAGAGCUCCAACGCAUGUCAGUAUCACGUACAAUGCGAAGAAAAGGAAUUGCUAAGCUUCUAUGCAAGGAACUCGUCAUCUUUGCAAAGCAACAAAACAUAAACAAAAUCGUACUCAGUACGACUGGCGUGCAGACUGCUGCAAUAAAACUUUACAAAAAAAUUGGUUUCCAAUUGUCGGACACGUUUCCUUAUCCACAAAAAAUACUCGAAGAGCUACCUUACGAAUGCUAUGAACUAGAACUUUAAAGUCAACACUCCAUUGAAUGAGUCCUAUAUCGACGGCACUGCUUCUGACAGAGAUUUAAUGCCAUCGAUCUCUGCAGAUCCUGAGGUCUAACUGUUUCAUGGCAUUAACUUACAUUCCAAGAACACUUUAUACUGAAACAGGAGAGUUAGCUUAAAGACAAACUCUUAAAAAACGUCCUCUACAUCGACGAAGGCCCAACGUCCGAAAAUUCAGCACGUCUACUCUGUUUUMUAGAGUGUUUAUUACAGAUGUUUCAACAGAAAAACCGACGCAGAUCAUAGUUGAUUAASUUCCUGACAAUCCGCAAACCACCUUUGAAUUCGUAAAUGAACAAUAAAGCUGUUAUAUUGUAAAUGGUAGUUAGCUAAAAACGAAUACAAAAUGUAUAUAAACUAGACAGAUUCUCAAGGCUGUAGAUUGCACAUCGAAGUUUCAAAGACAGAAAGAAUUGUAAAUACAAAUUGUACGUAAACAGAUGGAAAAUUAAACGAUUAUAAAGGCAA
Exaiptasia diaphana is the source of this 1316-nucleotide messenger RNA. RefSeq names its product probable N-acetyltransferase camello. The coding region runs from base 126 to 812 and encodes 228 amino acids. The record is from RefSeq and is a predicted model, not a curated record. NCBI's taxonomy places the organism in Eukaryota, Metazoa, Cnidaria, Anthozoa, Actiniaria, Aiptasiidae. Gene Ontology annotation, molecular function: N-acetyltransferase activity. The transcript is spliced from 2 exons.